Messenger RNA from Callorhinchus milii (elephant shark), 2621 nucleotides. RefSeq names its product actin filament associated protein 1-like 1a (gene afap1l1a). The coding region runs from base 55 to 2430 and encodes 791 amino acids. The record is from RefSeq and is a predicted model, not a curated record. Gene Ontology annotation, molecular function: SH3 domain binding. Lineage: Eukaryota; Metazoa; Chordata; Chondrichthyes; Chimaeriformes; Callorhinchidae. Gene Ontology annotation, cellular component: cytosol. The transcript is spliced from 19 exons.
UAAAGGAGUCGACUGAUUAGUGUGUGUGACUGCAGACAGGAGAGGAAAAGUUGGAUGCAAAAAAAGGUUUCCUUUGAUUCUUUGCUGGAUUUCCAGAGCAGAAUGUUAUCUGGGGCUUACAAAGCCACUGCAGAGGCAAUCGAGCAGCUAAUUCCAGAACUGAAUCUCUUACUGAAAUUGCUGGACCAUGAAUACCUGAGCGCGACCACCAGGGAACAGACCACUACAGUGGGCAGCAUGCUGAAGAGGAUUCAAACAUCAUCUGUUGCUGAAACUGACUACAUGUACAUGAACACUUCAGCCUGCAGGAUCGGAACCAGCUUUGUGGAGUCCUUGUUCGAAGAGUUUGAUUGUGAACUGAGUGACCUUGACCUCACAGACAUUCAGGAGGACUACAUGGAUGGAAGCCAGGUUGAGAUGCCAGUGCCAGAAAUUCCUCAUUCCAAAUUAGUAUCUGAUAUACCUCCCCCUCUCCCCACAACACCCCCACCUGAAGACUAUUAUGAAGAAGCCGUACCACUGAGUCCUGGUAAAGUUCCAGAGUACAUCACCUCUCGUAACAGCUCCAGCCCACCAAACUCUAUUGAGGACGGCUACUAUGAAGAUGCGGACAAUAACUACCCGGUCACAAGGAUCAAUGGAGAACAUAAGCAUUCAUACAAUGACUCAGAUGUAAUGAGCAGCUCAUAUGAGUCUUACGACGAUGAAGAGGAAGACGGGAAGGGUCAACGGCUGACCCAUCAGUGGCCGUCGGAGGAAGCCUCGAUGGACUUGGUGAAGGAUUGCAGGAUCUGUGCCUUCCUGCUCAGGAAGAAACGCUUCGGGCAGUGGGCCAAGCAACUCUGUGUCAUCAAGGAAGACCGACUACUGUGUUACAAGAGCUCCAAAGACCACCAGCCCCACCUGGAGUUACUAUUGAACACCUCCAAUGUGAUUUAUAUCUCCAAAGACGGACGGAGGAAGAAACAUGAGCUGAGAUUCUCCCAGCCGGGCACGGAGGCGCUGGUGUUAGCAGCACAGAGCAAAGAACAAGCAGAGGAAUGGUUAAAGGUUAUUAAAGACGUGUGCGGCCAGUCCAGUGGGAUAGAGGGAUCUACUUCGCCGCCUUUCCUCCGGAAAUUGGAAUUGGAAAAGAGAUUAUCGAAUGAAAAACAGGCUUCGUGGGCUGAGAGUGGUGUAAUUGGGGACAAUGGAUCUACAGCUAAUGGCAGAGAAGGCAGGGAGCAUGCAAAAGGGAAGAGGAGCGGACUCACUGAACUGAAAGGCACUGUCAGUAAGGCAGCAGGGAGAAAGAUCACCCGGAUCAUAAGUCUGGCCAAAAAAAAGCAAACUACUGAAGAACAAACUUCAUCAACUGAAGAGGAUAUUCCAUGCUGUGGUUACCUAUGUGUAUUGAUUAACAACUGCUGGAAGGAACGCUGGUGUCGACUGAAAGGCAACACAUUGUAUUUCCACAAGGACAGGACGGAUCUGAGGACCCACAUGAACUCCAUCAGGCUUCAGGCCUGUCAACUGGUACCAGGAUUCGGAUCAAAACAUCCCUUUGCUUUUCGGGUGCUUCGAAACGGGCAGGAAGUGUCCGUGCUGGAGGCGAGCUGUUCGGAGGAGAUGGGCCGGUGGCUGGGGCUGCUGUUGGCUGAGACGAGUUCUUCCCCGAACCCCGAGGCUCUACACUAUGAUUAUGUGGAUGUGGAAACGAUAGCAAACAUAGUGGACGCAGUCCGUCAUUCCUUCUGGUGGGCUACAUCCAACAAUUCUGCACUUUACCCAUACGAUAGCAGGACAUACGAUGAUGUGCCCUAUGAGAAAGUCCAGGUUGAAGAACAGAAGCGUCCAGUCACUUCACACGUCAAGCGCCAGGCGUCCACUGCCAGCGAGGCCUUGCACAACACUAACCCACAAAACAAAAUCAAGCGCCACGGCUCAAACGCCAACCAGUCCAAAUAUGGGAAGAUCCGAGCCGAGGAAGAUGCAAAGAGGUGUCUGGCCGACAAGGAGGCGCUGGAGAAGCAGAAAGAAUCGAUUCGCAAGGAACUCUUACAAUUCCGCAAAGAGAAGAGAGAGCUCCGAGAAGCUGUGAAAGCAUUCGCAGGAGAGAAAUCGCAGGCUGCCCUGGAAGAAAAGAUAAGAGACUUGGAAGAGAAGUGUAAAGUGAAGGAAACGGAGCGGGUGAUUCUGGAACUGAAAAUAACCAAAGUAAAAGAGAAUCUGAGAAAAGCUAUCGCAGGAGGCGUGGAACCUGAUUUAUCUGUUGUCUCCAAGGCAACCAACUCCUCCCACCCACAGACUGAAAAUGGUUACACGGAACACCAGUUCAUUCCUGUGAACUGCGCUUCUGAAAUGAGGAAAAAAGCUCCCACCAUCGCAAGCUCCACUAAAGGACACGUCCUACAGAAGGCCAAGGAAUGGGAGAAGAAGACAGGGACAUGAAACAGCCCAAGGACAGGGAGUGCAAGGACUAUUUAUUAGGCUGGAGAGUGUGUCAUAAAUUCAGGACUUUCUCCAAACACGCCUGGCUUUUAGGAUGUGGCACCUCUGCUACAGCAUAAACCACUAACCAGAUGGACAUUUAAAGACAUGAAUCAAAACAGGAUUUUGAUUAAAGGAUUAAAGGAUCCCUA